Molecule: messenger RNA, 1752 nt
Organism: Ailuropoda melanoleuca (giant panda)
Lineage: Eukaryota; Metazoa; Chordata; Mammalia; Carnivora; Ursidae
Gene: DCDC2C
Product: doublecortin domain containing 2C
Exons: 12
Coding region: 129-1265 (378 amino acids)
Biological process (GO): intracellular signal transduction
Cellular component (GO): microtubule; microtubule organizing center
Source: RefSeq, a predicted model, not a curated record
GGUCACAAUGGCCGGCUGGCGUCAGCGCGGGCUGGGAGCCCGGGCGCCCCGCAGUCUCGCCCACGCCUUGGCUGCCCCACGGCUCGAGUGCAGCGAGAGGUUUCUGGUGGCCCUGGGGAGGCGGGGCCAUGGGCACGCGCGGGCCGCCCGUGCUGGUGGACACCACGCCCGCCAAGACCAUCCUGGUGUACCGCAACGGGGACGCGUUCUUCGUGGGCCGGAGGUUCGUGCUGCCGCGGCGCCGCGUGGCCACCUUCGAGGCGCUGCUGGACCAGCUGACCGAGCGGGUGGAGGCGCCCUUCGGCGUGCGGCGCCUGUUCACGCCGACGCGCGGGCACCCGGUGCUCGAGCUGCAGGCGCUGCAGGCGGGCGGCAAGUACGUGGCGGCCGGCCGCGAGCCCUUCAAGAAGCUCGAUUAUAUUCAUAUAGUUCCCAGAAAACCUGCAAAGAUGAGAAGGUUGAAGGAAAUCAAACCGGUGGUACAUUGUGAUAUGAAUGUGCCUUCCAGGUGGCAAACAUUUCACCGUACAUCCCGGCACGUGAAUGUUUUCACAAAUGGAAGACUAUUUAUCCCACCUGUAAAAAUUAUCAUACCCAAAUUCAGUCUGAUGGAAUGGAAUAGUGUGCUGGCCAUGAUUGGGGAAAAAGUCUUCCCUCUAGGAGGCGUGCGAAAAUUGUUCACCAUGAAUGGGCAUCUCUUAGACAGCUCGAAGGAUCUGCAAGACAACCACUUCUAUGUUGCAGCGGGACUGGAGACCUUCAAGUGUUUCCCUUACUGGAAGUCCGCCAAGGUGCCCAGUGAGGUCCAACAAAAGUAUGCAGACAUCGAGAAAUUCUCACAAAGAAAGAAAAAAGAGGGUUCCAAAGGAGAAGAGCUUCCUAAGCAUGACAACAUUCCCCGUAAGGAGCAGGAUUCUGUUUUUUAUGCCAAAGAGGGAAAGAAGAAAAUGCUGGUGGAACUGUUCAUGCAAAGCGGCUCAGAAGGCGAUGUGUAUAAAGCCCAGACGCCUCACACGGAAACCCAAGGAGCACCGGAAGUCAAAGAGGACAAGGACAUGCAGGUGGAGGUGCCCGUGGACCAGACGCCGGCGGAGAUAGUUAGGGAAGACGAAGAGACACGUGACAGCUCCCCUGAUUUUGAAAGCAACAAGGAAAAAGAAGAUGAAAGUCCUUGUGAAGAUAAUGAAAGAAAGCAUCUCUCAAGAACUUCAGCAAGAAUAAAAAAAUGGUUCCAUUUCCUGAAAAAGAACCAUAUGACAUUCUAGAGGAAAAAAACACACCCGUACCACUAGAAACCCCAGUAGGAAUAGAAGCCCAAAGAGAACCACCAAUGGGACAACAAUCACAAGAAUCAUCAUCGACACAAUCAGAACAACACCCUGAGGAAGAAAAAUUGCCCAAACAGCCAUCUCUGGGACAACCGUCCCAAGAACAGAUACCUGACAAGCAAGAAUCAUUUGAGCAGCCACCUUUGGGACAACCGUCCCGAGAACAGAUACCCGACAAAGAAUCAUUUGAGCAGCCACCUUUGGGACAACCGUCCCGAGAACAGAUACCUGACAAGCAAGAAUCAAUUGAACAACCACCACUGGGACGAAAAGAGAUGGCCCAGGGAGAAAAAAACUAAACAACAAAUACCAUGAAAACAAAAUAUUAGCCACAUUGUUAAGAACAACAGUCAGAAGCUAGAAAGGAUCAUAAGGCAAAUGAAAAUAAAAUUAGGCAUUUUUUUCACAUUAUACAGAAGAGGUA